This is a messenger RNA of Filobasidium floriforme, 198 nucleotides long. RefSeq lists its product as uncharacterized. The annotation marks the transcript as partial. The record is from RefSeq and is a predicted model, not a curated record. NCBI's taxonomy places the organism in Eukaryota, Fungi, Basidiomycota, Tremellomycetes, Filobasidiales, Filobasidiaceae. The transcript has a single exon.
GGGAAACAUACCAGGGCCUACCUCGCCAAACUCCUCGCGAAGACUCUUUGCGAUUGGGAGAUCGAAGACCGUGUUCUGUCGAUCAUCUGCGACAAUGCGUCGAACAACGACAGCAUGAUGCAGACGUUGGGGCAGAUAGGCUUCAAACGGUUGAACGUGGGGGGCCGGGUGAGAUGUUUCGCCCAUGUGCUGAACUUG